AUGCCCUACCUGGAUAUGGAACCUAGAUCUUCCACACGGAAGGUCUACAGUGAAACCAUCACUUCACCGUGGUAUAUCUUCGGCAGCGGGACCAAGCUCACUGUCACUGACCCCAGUCAGCCCAAGACCACGCCCACCGUCUCUCUGUACCCACCAUCCCCUGAGGAGCUCCGAACUGAAAAGGCCACAAUGGUAUGUCUCAUCACUAACUACUACCCCGAUGACGUCACCGUGACCUGGAAGGAAGAUGGGAAAACCAUCACCCAGGGCGUGCAGACCACUGAGUCCACCAAACAGAGCAACAGGAAGUACGCACUCAGCAGCUACCUGACCUUGACCUCUGCUCGGUGGAAGACCCAUAGCAAGUACACCUGCCAGGCCACCCACGAUGGGACCACCACAGAGCAGACAGUGGUCCCCGCAGAGUGUGCUGGGCCCUGA
Messenger RNA from Elephantulus edwardii (Cape elephant shrew), 441 nucleotides. RefSeq names its product immunoglobulin lambda-like polypeptide 5-like. Gene Ontology annotation, biological process: immunoglobulin production involved in immunoglobulin-mediated immune response; antigen processing and presentation of exogenous peptide antigen via MHC class II; positive regulation of T cell activation. Gene Ontology annotation, cellular component: MHC class II protein complex. The transcript has 3 exons. The record is from RefSeq and is a predicted model, not a curated record. NCBI's taxonomy places the organism in Eukaryota, Metazoa, Chordata, Mammalia, Macroscelidea, Macroscelididae. Gene Ontology annotation, molecular function: MHC class II protein complex binding. Bases 1 to 441 code for a protein of 146 amino acids.